GCUGUCUUUGAACCCGCGAGAUAACUAUCACUAACGGUUUUCCUCUGAACAUGACAUUUUACGGAAAUUUCCUUGACUUCGGUCGAAGGAUGUAAAGAGCUGAGUAGGGAAGUCAUUAUAGUCUUCAGAAAUGACGGAAAGAAAGUUUACCACGCUCAGAAAGCGUUUAGAUCAGCUUGGCUACAGGCAAGCUUUGGGGAUUGAAUCUGUUCCUUUGGUGGAGAAGUUGUUUAGCGAUCUUGUUCAUACGACAGAGAGCCUAAAAAAUGUUAAACUUCAACUGGGAAAGCAAGAGAAGGAAAGGACAGUUUACGAAGAUAAUGUGGAGCCAUAUAGAAGUGAUAAUGCAAAACUGGUCAAAGAAAACAAUGAGCUUCACCUGCAGCUCAUAAAAUUACGAGAAGAAACUGAUCAGGUUAUCAGAGAUCUGAAAACCAGCGUCCGAAAGUUAGAACAUGAAAAUGCGGACCUGAAAUUUUUAAAUACACAAUAUGUGCAUAAAGUUAAGGCUUUGGAAAAGGAAAACAAGUCGAAAACUGAAAGGAUACAGGACUUACAGGAGAAAAAUUUGCAUGCAGUUGUCGAAACUCCAGGUGGACGAAGGAAACAAAUACCACUCCGUCGACAACGUAUGGAUAUUGAAAGCAUGGUUUCUCCUGCUCGUGAUCUGAACGACAAGGCAGAUGAUGUACACGAUCCCUAUGUAGCAGACUUGUUAAACGUGGCUGACACAAGAAUAGAGGAUCUGCAAGUUCAAGUGUCGCAACUUCAGGACGAGAAAUCGAGCACUGAGAGACGGAACAAGAGUCUUCGGAAACAGGUGGAGUCUCGUGAUAAAGAAAUUGAGAGGUUGAACCAGCUGCUGGAUGGUGGGCGUCCUGUGGAUGCAGUCCUUAGAGAGAGUAAAAAAGACAGCAGUGAAAGAGUUGUGGCUCAUCUUAAUGUUCAGGUGGAUUAUCUGCAGCAGGCCAAUCAUGACUUAGAAAAGCAAUUAAAAGAUACAGUCGACCAGAAAGUUGAGGCAACCAGGCGAGCCAAUGAGCUUGAAGCAACAAAUGCUGAUCUUCUUCUGGAGCUUAAAGAUCUCAACAGACUUUCCAGACAAGUUGAGCACGAUAAAGAGAGAGAUGUCAUUGCCAUACAAUCAGAGUUGUCAGAUACAAAGGCUGUUCUUAACAAUCUUCAACAUCAAGAAGGGACCCAUAGAACAGAGAUGCAGGAGCUCAGAAAGGAACGUCAACGCCUGAUGGAAGAAAACGAGCGCCUGGCUGUGCUUAUGGAAAAUGCUGAACAAGAUGUGCAUCAUGUCACAGACUUACUGGAUAAAUCUGACAAGGAGAGGAAACGUCUGUCAGAGAGAAAUGCCCAGCUCACCAUUAAUGAGAGGGAGCUUGUCAUGGAUCUAGAGAGACUUAAGUUAACCAAGUCUGUGAAGCCUAAGAAAAGUCGAGACAAGUCUCCCUCCAAGAUAGAAUCGCUAGUGAAAACGUUAGAGAAGGAGAGAGAUUACUACAAAGGAGAAUGUGAAACACUUCAAGGAAUGAUGAGGAAACGACUCUCUGCUUCGCCUCCUUCAAACCGCAAAGGAAGCAAGAGUAAAGGAAAGACGAUUGGACAUCUAGAGAGCAUGACACAACUUUUGCAGGAGGAGAGAGACUUUUACAAACGAGAAUGUGAACUUCUUAGAAAUAUGAAGGAGAAGAGCGUAUUAAUGUCACCUCCGACAAGAGAAAGGGUAUCACGAGACAGCCCCAGUGAAGUGAACCGUUUGAGGAGAGAGAGAGAUGAACUCCAGUCAUUAGUAGAAAAAUUUGAGAAACAUCUUACAGAGAUUCAAGAGAAUGUGAAGACACUGACGCAAGACAGGGAUAAUAUUCAACUACUUUACGAGCAGGCCACGGACGAAAUCCAAAGACUGCGCCGUCAGGUGUCUCAAGCCCGGUCUCCUUCACCCUCUCGUGCAGCCUCGGCUGUUUUGUUACGAGUGGAGUCUGAGAGAGACGCGGCACUAGCUGAUCUUCGACGCACCAAUACUCAACUUGACAAUCUAGAGGACAAGCUUAAGGCCUCUCAGGAAAGCAGUCUACAAGAAAGACGACGAUAUGAAGAUAAAAUAGAGCGACUGGAAUCCAUGUUAGAAAAGGUGGAGGCAGAUAGGAACGAGAUGCACGCUCGAGUGACGUCACUAAGAAACAUGGUGGCCAACCUCGAGGACCAAUUGAAACAGACCUCGGCCCAGCUCUCCAUGGCAAAGGACUCGGCCCUAGAACUUGAAUCCGAGGUCAACAAGGUACAGCUAACCGCUGAUCAAGCUAAUCGCACAGCGGAAGACAGGGAAAGGAGAUUGAACAGGAAGGCAGGGGAGCUACAAGCAUCUGAAGAGAAAUGUGCUCAGUUGGAGCGUAGAUUAGAGGAAAUUGAGAAGAGAAAUGAAGAGCAGAGUUUUGAAACUGCCGAGAUAAAAGCCAGUCUGAAAUCAUUGGAUCGUGAGAGAGAUGACCUACAACAGCAAGUGGACGAGAAAACGGAAGAGAUCAUUCAAAUGGAGGCCAAGAAAAUACAGCUGGAGAAAGCUGAGAGCGAGUUAAAGAUGAACAUGGAAGAUGUCGAGGCCCAGUUGAGUCACGCUUUAGAACAGAGCGGCCUCAAAGAUAGAGAAAUAAAGAGUCUACGGCGGCAGUUAGAUUCCAGAGACGACGAAUUGGCUGAAAUGACAAGAGGGAGAGAAGUAGCUUUGAAAGAGAACAGGCGACUGCAGGCAGAUCUUAACACGAUGACUGAGGAACAUCAGUCCAUUCAUCAGCAACUUCAAGACGCUUUGGAAGAACAAGAGAGUUUAAAGGUACAAAUAGCUGAGUACGCCAGACAAGUGGCUCGAGUGGAAGAACUUCUGGCUCAAAAGGAACAAGAAAAAGAGGAGCUUCUAGGGCAGUACCGAGUUCUGUCUGGUGAAACGGAGAGACUUGUCUCGGAGUCUAAGGCUUCUGCCGGACAAGUAAAUAACUAUCACAUGGAACUAAUACAGAAAGAACGCUCAGAGAUGGAACUCAGCGAUAAAAUACGAAGGCUUGAAAGUGAAAUACAACAGUAUGGAGCUUCCCAUCAAGCCUAUGAGAUUGAAGUGUCCAGUCUCACCCGGUCACUGGCGCAGAUGGAGGAGCAGCUCAGACUGGCUAACGAAGAUAGGGAGAGUAUGAUGCAAGAUCUUUCAGCAGUCAGGGAACUUUGCAUGAAACUGGACCAGACACGCGAAUCUCUCUCCAGGCAACUGGCUGCAAAAUCUUUAGAUCAUGAUCAGAUGCGGGAAUUACUCGAAGACGCCAAGAUGGAGACAGACGCACUACGGAAAAAGGUGUUUUCGGAGAAAGAGGCUGUUAGAAGUUUAGAAGGAGUGUUAGCGAAGCAAAGAGAAAAGGAGUUUGUGGGAAAGAAGUCUUUAGAAACAACUUUGGAAGAAGUGGAUAGAUUGAAGGACAAACUGGCAAAAACAGACGAAGAUAGAUCAUAUCAACGUCAAGAGGUCAACACUUUACGAAAAGCUUCUGAGAGACUUGAAGACGAAGUGGCCAAGUUGAAAAAGAAACUAGCCAACGAGAAAUUUGAAAGGGAAAGGUUACUACAAGAAACGAGCCGAAAAGAACGAGAUAUUACCGGGUCAGCGUCCAGAGAGUCACUGACAGGCCGUUACUCUCGCAACACGGAGCAAAGGUUGCAUACAUCGUUCAGCAGUGGAGAAUUUGCGAGACUAAAGCCCAAGGACAUGUCUUCACCGCUAGCCUCUGAUCACAGUGAUACAGGCAGACGGCUGAUAUCACCCAUUCGUAGGCGAAGCGUUGACGAUGACUUCUCAGAUGCAAGCUAGCAUGAGUCAAAUAAAUUUCAGACAGUCCAAGGAGGGAACCAAUCCGUUCCUAAGGCAGAAAAAAUUGGAAGUACACAAAAAUUCCUCAUACAUAUUUCACAUUGGAUCUACUUUUAUAUACCUUUGUAACUAUCCGUCAACUAAUGGAUCAACUUAUUUGUUUGAUGCUUAUAUACUCUUUAAGUAUGUUAUUGAGUUUUAUAGUGUAUAUAAGAUUUUAUCAAUGGUAUAACCAUACGUAUCAGAAAUUCACGUCAAGAGUAUUGAGGACAAUUCCAUUCGAAUAUUAUUUCCAAUGAAAGGCGGCCGACUCAAACGAACUUACCGCAGUCUCGACAGACUUAAAAGAAAACUUUGUGAUCGCUUCUCAUGUUGGUUUAUCGUGUUUUGCUCUGAUCGCAAAAAUUUAGGAUUAUUAUUUGCAAUUUGUUUUUGUAAGUAUAUGGAAAUUUACUAUAGAAAAAUUAGUCCGAAAGUUUAAUUGUUACCUCACUUUCGCAGCCUACCAGUUUCGACAAUAGAGCGUCAGGUCAUGGUUGCGCAUGACCUUUUGAUAUCCGCAGUACAGUGGGCUCUGGAGUCGAGAAUGCACAUGAUUAUCGUCCAAACGGCGCAUGCUCUACCGUCAUUAUCUUUCUCAGUCGUCCCGAAAUUGCGAGCAGCUAACGAGGACCGCGUUGAUAGGCGAGUUAUGAUUGGUUGAGAAAAGGCUUCCCAUCAACACUUUCUCCAUUAGCAUUUUUCUUGCCGGACACGUUUUGAAUGCGAAUGGAGGAGAGUCAAUAUUGAUAAUUCGAAAUAGCUUGUUUGUUUCUCCAACUCGAAGCUCCAACAAGCGGUUUAAAUAUAACUACCAAACAAUGUCCAGCCUUUCUUACCAAAAUGCAAGUCCAUAGUUGUCAAAUGCAUUCGAUUACAACCCACCGUAAGAAAAUUGUUAGACUGAUAUGAUGAAUAUUUGUAAUUGAAUUCAGUGUUUUCAAGAGUGUUAGAGAAUUAUUUGUACAUUUUAUAACGCUAAGAGAAAUAAAGUUAUUUUAAGAA
Molecule: messenger RNA, 4906 nt
Organism: Pocillopora verrucosa
Lineage: Eukaryota; Metazoa; Cnidaria; Anthozoa; Scleractinia; Pocilloporidae
Product: centrosomal protein of 135 kDa
Source: RefSeq, a predicted model, not a curated record